CUCGGGGAGCCGGGGCCGCGCGGCUCCUCCUCCCGCAGCCGCAUCUGGGGCGCCGCGCCGGCCGGAGGAGAGGCAUGGGGCGCCCGCGGGCCGGGGCCGGGGCCGGGGCGGGGGCCGGGGCCUAGGCGCGCGGAUCUGCGAGCGGACCCGAGAGGCGGCGGCGGCGCAGCUGAACGGCGGAGCGGGCCGGAGGCGGCCGAGGCGUCCGGCGCAGGCACCCGUGCCUCCCCUCUGCCAGGAACCUUGGGGCCCUGUGUGUGACCAGGACCUGGUGGCCCCUGGGCAGUGGCAGAGCCCCUGUCCCAAGCUGCUUCCUGCCGGUACUUCUGAUCGAGUGCCUAGAGGGAUGUGUGUGCCAGCCCUCAGUCCAGUGCCCGCUCCUGAGCUGACGCCUGCUGGGCCCCAACAGCUUGCCGUGUUUCCUGUGCCCGUAGCUCCCUGGUUGGAUAGCUGCCGCCCGGGAGAGGCGACCCUGGCGCCCUGCUAGGGUGACGGCCCCUGCCCUCGGCCCGGGAUCAUGAAAGGCCUCGGUGACAGCCGCCCCCGCCACCUCUCUGACAGCCUAGACCCACCCCACGAGCCCCUGUUUGCAGGGACCGACCGCAACCCCUACCUGCUGUCGCCCACGGAGGCCUUCGCCCGCGAGGCCCGCUUCCCCGGGCAGAACACCCUGCCAGGGGAUGGCCUCUUUCCCCUCAACAACCAGCUGCCCCCGCCCAGCAGCACCUUUCCCCGCAUCCACUACAACUCCCACUUCGAGGUGCCAGAGGAGAGCCCCUUCCCCAGCCAUGCCCAAGCCACCAAGAUCAACCGGCUGCCCGCCAACCUCCUGGACCAGUUUGAGAAGCAGCUGCCCAUCCACCGUGAUGGCUUCAGUACCCUCCAGUUUCCCCGUGGCGAGGCCAAGGCCCGUGGUGAGAGCCCUGGCCGCAUCCGCCACCUGGUCCACUCAGUCCAGAGGCUUUUCUUCACCAAGGCACCCUCACUGGAGGGCACAGCGGGCAAGGUCGGUGGCAAUGGCAGCAAGAAGGGUGGCAUGGAGGACGGCAAGGGCCGGAGGGCCAAAAGCAAGGAGCGGGCCAAGGCUGGGGAGCCCAAACGGCGCAGCCGCUCCAACAUCUCAGGCUGGUGGAGCUCCGAUGACAACUUGGACGGCGAGGCCGGCGCCUUCCGCAGCAGUGGCCCAGCCUCCGGGCUGAUGACAUUAGGCCGCCAGGCAGAACGCAGCCAGCCACGCUACUUCAUGCACGCCUACAACACCAUCAGUGGGCACAUGCUCAAAGCCACCAAGAACAACACUACUGAGCUGACCGCCCCACCACCCCCACCCGCACCCCCAGCCACCUGCCCCAGCCUUGGGGUGGGCACUGACACCAACUACGUCAAACGGGGCUCCUGGUCCACUCUGACCCUCAGCCAUGCCCACGAGGUCUGCCAGAAGACCUCGGCCACCUUGGAUAAGAGCCUGCUCAAGUCCAAAUCCUGCCACCAGGGUCUAGCCUACCAUUACCUGCAGGUGCCCGGCGGCGGCGGCGAGUGGAGCACCACGCUGCUGUCCCCACGUGAGACGGAUGCCGCGGCCGAGGGCCCCAUCCCGUGCCGGCGCAUGCGCAGCGGCAGCUACAUCAAGGCCAUGGGCGACGAGGACAGCGACGAGUCCGGCGGCAGCCCUAAGCCCUCACCCAAGACCGCGGCGCGGCGCCAGAGCUAUCUGAGGGCCACGCAGCAGUCGCUGGGAGAGCAGAGCAACCCCCGCAGGAGUCUGGACCGCCUGGAUUCAGUGGACAUGCUGCUGCCCUCCAAGUGUCCGAGCUGGGAAGAGGACUACACCCCCGUCAGCGACAGCCUCAACGACUCCAGCUGCAUCAGCCAGAUUUUUGGACAGGCCUCCCUCAUCCCCCAGUUGUUUGGCCAUGAGCAGCAGGUACGGGAGGCAGAGCUGAGUGACCAGUAUGAGGCGGCCUGCGAGUCAGCCUGCAGUGAAGCGGAGUCCACAGCGGCAGAGACGCUUGACUUGCCACUGCCCAGCUACUUCCGCUCCCGCAGCCACAGCUACCUGCGUGCCAUCCAGGCAGGCUGCUCGCAGGAGGAGGACAGUGUCUCCCUGCAGUCCCUCUCCCCACCGCCCAGUACCGGCAGCCUCAGCAAUAGUCGCACGCUUCCGAGUUCAUCAUGCCUAGUGGCGUAUAAGAAGACCCCGCCACCGGUCCCUCCACGCACCACUUCAAAGCCGUUCAUCUCAGUCACAGUCCAGAGCAGUACUGAGUCUGCCCAGGACACCUACCUGGACAGCCAGGACCACAAGAGCGAGGUGACUAGCCAGUCGGGCCUGAGCAACUCGUCGGACAGCCUGGACAGCAGUACCCGACCGCCCAGCGUGACACGGGGCGGAGUCGCCCCAGCCCCUGAGGCCCCAGAGCCACCCCCAAAACAUGCAGCUCUGAAAAGUGAACAAGGGACGCUGACCAGCUCUGAGUCCCACCCCGAGGCCGCCCCCAAAAGGAAACUGUCAUCAAUAGGAAUACAAGUUGACUGCAUUCAGCCAGUGCCAAAAGAGGAGCCCAGUCCCGCUACCAAAUUCCAGUCCAUCGGGGUUCAGGUAGAGGACGACUGGCGAAGCAGCGUCCCGUCUCACAGUAUGUCCUCCCGACGGGACACAGACUCGGAUACCCAGGAUGCCAAUGACUCGAGCUGUAAGUCAUCUGAGAGGAGCCUUCCGGACUGUACCCCUCACCCCAACUCCAUCAGCAUCGAUGCCGGUCCCCGGCAGGCCCCCAAGAUUGCCCAGAUCAAGCGCAACCUCUCCUAUGGAGACAACAGCGACCCUGCCCUAGAGGCAUCCUCGCUGCCCCCGCCCGACCCCUGGCUCGAGACCUCCUCCAGCUCCCCAGCAGAGCCGGCACAGCCAGGGGCCUGCCGCCGAGAUGGCUACUGGUUCCUAAAGCUACUGCAGGCAGAAACGGAGCGGCUGGAAGGCUGGUGCUGCCAGAUGGACAAGGAGACCAAAGAGAACAACCUCUCUGAAGAAGUCUUAGGAAAAGUCCUCAGUGCUGUGGGCAGUGCCCAGCUACUGAUGUCCCAGAAAUUCCAGCAGUUCCGGGGCCUCUGUGAGCAAAACUUGAACCCUGAUGCCAACCCACGCCCCACAGCCCAGGACCUAGCAGGGUUCUGGGACCUGCUACAGCUGUCCAUCGAGGACAUCAGCAUGAAGUUCGACGAACUCUACCACCUCAAGGCCAACAGCUGGCAGCUGGUGGAGACCCCCGAGAAGAGGAAGGAAGAGAAGAAACCACCCCCUCCGGUCCCAAAGAAGCCAGCCAAAUCCAAGCCGGCAGUGAGCCGCGACAAGGCCUCAGACGCCAGCGACAAGCAGCGCCAGGAGGCCCGCAAGAGACUCCUGGCGGCCAAGCGGGCAGCUUCUGUGCGGCAGAACUCAGCCACCGAGAGCGCGGACAGCAUCGAGAUUUAUGUCCCGGAGGCCCAGACCAGGCUCUGAGACCGUGCAGGAGGAAAGAAACGAUUUUAAAUCAUUAAAAUCACAAAAACUAAGUGCGAACGGAACAGAGUUUUCUCAGCCUUUGCUGUGGUUAUUCUGUCUAGAGACCCUGAGCCAACUUUCAAAUUGACGCACACAAGGGCUCACAAUCUGGCUUUUUCGGGUCCCUCCCAGCUUUAGGUUAUGAAGAUUUUACUCACAAAAAAAAUCAACAAAAAUCACAAAACUAGAAAACUUUUUUUUCCUCUUGCUGGCCGUGGUGGACUAGAUAGAUGGACGUCGGCAACUCCCGGCCCAGCCUCCAGACUGCGGUCUUUUUACUCGUUCUAUCUGAUGAGAACUCACACUAGCUUGUUUACAAGAUGACGACAGUCCAAGGGCAGCCUUGGGCACCUGCCAUGUCCUUCCUUUCCCCAGCUACCCCCACUCUGACCUUGGAUUUUCAUUCUUAGUUUUUCUCUUUUCCCUUCAGAGCUCACACAUUGGUCACCAUUGUGGCAAGCGGCUUUCUGGGUCUCAGCCCUCUCUGCGGUUGAGGGCCCAGAGGACAGAGAGAUGGACACACGUCCCCUCCCUCCCCCGCCAAGUGCUCACACACAACCUCACACACGCACACACACACACACGCAGAUAGAGGCGCCUCACUGGGAGGUGCCCCGCCAGCCCUGGGUAGUGUCAGGCAGGACUCACCGCUGAGCAGAUGAGGGAAGUUUAGUCUUGGGGGGGAAAUUGAGACGAAGCCACAGUUAUCACACUCCAGACUCUUGCCCUUUUAUUUUCUCCAGCCCCUUCUUCCUUCAGCAAAAUCUAGGACUCCGAGUGGCUUCCAGGGGGCUGUCAGUCCUCAGCCGCGCCUGUGUCCAGUGCCCAAGGGGCGGGUGGCGGUGUCUGUAUGUAUGUGUACAUAUGCACAUAGACCUUAGAGUGUAUAGUUAACAAACGCCCAUCUGCUCACCCAUGCCCACCCAGCACCGCUGCCGCUGGCUCUCGGGGCACCUGGCAGGAGGCGGGUGUGUGAAUAGCAUAUAUUUUUACAUGUACUAUAUCUAGGUGUGUGUACAAGUGUGUGUAAAAAUAUAUACCUUGUGUGUAAGCAGCCCUUUUAUUUUGGUCUCCACCCCCUCCCCCCCCCACUCCUAAGGGCCCAUCUGCCCAGCCUCUGAGUUUUCUGUUCUAUUUUUUUUUUACCCCAAUUAUCCUUCUCUCUCUCCUGCACCCCCCAUCCCACUCCCAGGGUGUCACGAGCCCUGAGCUGCAAUGGCCCGGACCUGCAGGGCGGGGUGGGGGAGGGCAGGGGCUCAGCCCCGAAGCCAGCUCAGUACCCGAGGGGCUGCUCUACGCUGUGUAUGCGCCUCUUUGGCAUCCAAGACAUCCUCUUGGCUGGCGCUUGCUGCAGGGGGGACCCCCCCCCCCCCCAGGUGAACCAAGGGCCUGCUCCGGGGCCCAUUUCCAGCUUGGCCGCCGUCUGUGACCUUGGGCAAGUCACUUGACCUCUGUGUGCCUCAACUUCCUCCUCUGUAAAACGGGGACAGUCCCUGCCCCUCCCUACCUCACAGGCAUGUUGUGAGAAUAAAUGAGGUAACGUGUA
Symphalangus syndactylus (siamang) is the source of this 5084-nucleotide messenger RNA. RefSeq names its product DLG associated protein 4 (gene DLGAP4). Gene Ontology annotation, molecular function: molecular adaptor activity. Lineage: Eukaryota; Metazoa; Chordata; Mammalia; Primates; Hylobatidae. Gene Ontology annotation, cellular component: glutamatergic synapse; postsynaptic specialization. Gene Ontology annotation, biological process: signaling. The record is from RefSeq and is a predicted model, not a curated record.